AUGGCUCUAUCGCAAUACAAAACACCCAUACUCCCCUCUCUGAGCGACAAAAUCAAACACUUGCUCCUCCACACUUAUCGACCCGAUCACUCUUCUCCCAUCCCCAUACCUCCCCACCGUGUCUCCCUCGACACACCAAUCUCCCAACGCAUCAUCCAAGAGCGAAACUUUGCGACUCAAACAACUACACGUAUCCAACCUUCCUGGUCUUGGGAGAAGACUGAGAGAUAUGUGUAUAACAAAGAUCUUGUCAUGCUUGGCUACCUGUUCGAUUUUCCGAUCCAGGAUUGGGCUAGUGGAAAGGAAACGGCGAGGCAUGCGUUCGAGGCCUUUUGGGCCAGAGAGGAGAUGAGAGGCAUGGGGGUGUCCAUCUAUGAGAUGGGAACGCAGUUUUCUUGGUGGAUGACUGGCGAUGUUGCUGAUAUCCCUAUUAUCGAUGAGGAGACAAUCACUGAUGAUAUCCCCGCUGUCGAGGAGGGAGCCGCCGAUGGAUCUGACGAAAUGCAAGAGGAAAUUCUGGGACACGGAAUCGAGCAUGAAGAGCUCAUCGAAGGCAUCCGGAAUGUUCAGGAAAAAGAGCCUGCAGAUGAGGAAAUGCAAGACAUGGUGAAAGAACCCGAGACGGAGAUGGGCGCCGAGGAGCAAGAGCACAUUGAACAGCCAGGAGUGCAGGGAGAUGAGCCCGAGGACCCAUCAAUUCUCCCUCCUCCACCUCGCCGCUCUAGUCGCCUGCCUAUCCGCACCCUUAUCGCCCCUAAGAAGCCAAAACGAAAAGGAAAGGGAAAGGCAGUGAAAGACACACCACGCCGCUCGACCCGUGUCUCCGGACGACGUAAGUUCGCUGAUGAGCCUUUUACUACACCCACAAAGAAAUAG
This is a messenger RNA of Aureobasidium subglaciale EXF-2481, 876 nucleotides long. RefSeq lists its product as uncharacterized. Lineage: Eukaryota; Fungi; Ascomycota; Dothideomycetes; Dothideales; Saccotheciaceae. The coding region runs from base 1 to 876 and encodes 291 amino acids. The record is from RefSeq and is a predicted model, not a curated record. The transcript has a single exon.